UUGACAUAACCUAAAAAAAAAACCAAACCUAUACUUACUGUGGAAAAUAUCAAAAACAUAAUGAAUAUGCUUUCAAAAGUAUCAUUUAGCAUUUUAUCGCCUAAACAAGGAAAUAGGUCAUUCAUCAGCAUUUUAUCGAAAAGUACUGUAGCUGUGAAAAUCGAGCAAAAUGAAGAACCCCAGAAAAAUAAUCUUGCCGAUUAUAGGUUUAAAUACCCGGAAUUCCUUCCAGAUCCUAAAAUAGAAUUUCGAAAUUCGUUAAGAGAAAAACUCGAACGUAAAGAUAUGUUAGCGAGAAGAACUCAAAUCGAUAUUCCAGAAUUUUAUGUUGGUUCAAUAUUAUCGGUGACAUCUGCCGAUAAGCACACGCUGGGAAAACCGCAAAAAUUUGUUGGGAUUUGUAUUAAAAGAGAAGGUUGUGGUUUGCGAGCUAAAUUUAUCUUAAGAAAUAUAAUAGAACAACAAGGUGUCGAAAUUUUAUAUGAACUUUACGAUCCAAGCAUUCAAAAAGUAGAAGUUUUAAAACUUGAAAAACGCCUUGAUGAUGAACUCCUUUAUUUAAGAGACGCCCUCCCAGAAUACAGCACUUUUGAUGUGAACAUGGAAGCUGAACAAUUACCUGAUGGUGCGCCGGUACCUGUUAACAGUUUAAAAGUAAAACUAAAACCAAGACCUUGGUUGGAAAGGUGGGAGCGGAAAAAUCUGAAAGGUGUGCAAGAUUUGGGACUACCUGAAAGGUUCUAUAAAAGAGCUGAGGAAUUGGCUAAACCUUGGGAGAAGUAUGAUUUAAUGAAAGAGUACAUGAGGACAAUUCCUGAGGAGGAACAAAAAGAAAUUUAUUCAGAAAUUCAGACUCAUUUGCAAAAAUUAGAUAUUACUAAACGUAAGAUGAAGAGGAAGAGAACUUUUGUUCAACCUGUUAAGUUAGGUUAAAAUAUUGAUUUAGGAAGUUGUCAAUUUUUAAAUAGAAUUUAAAAAAAUCUUAA
Messenger RNA from Onthophagus taurus, 986 nucleotides. RefSeq names its product mitochondrial ribosomal protein L19 (gene mRpL19). Gene Ontology annotation, molecular function: structural constituent of ribosome. The record is from RefSeq and is a predicted model, not a curated record. Gene Ontology annotation, cellular component: ribosome; mitochondrial large ribosomal subunit. Gene Ontology annotation, biological process: translation. Lineage: Eukaryota; Metazoa; Arthropoda; Insecta; Coleoptera; Scarabaeidae.